AUGUCUUCCAAUCGACGUAGAGAGUUUUCAUUGCGGCAAGACGAAAUUAUAGAAUUCUUGAUGGCUGACUACAGCGAUGAUGAGGAGGGUUUAGUCCUUGAUGAAGAGGAUCAAAAUUUUUUAGAGCAAGAUAUAGACACGGGUAUUUCAACUGUCGAAAUUGAACCGGGGUCAGCAUCUCCAGAAGAGAAUAUUAUUGAAAAUCAACAGCCUAGUUAUAAUGUCCUUUAUUUCAACUGGCGAAAAAAUUCAUAUUCUCCGCAUAAUUUUUGUGAAAUGGAAGGGUAUAACUUCGGCGAGGUGCACAUUUUUGAUCAAACUUCUGAUACGGAACUGACUCCUGUAAAAAUUUUCAAUGCGGCUACAGGCUUCGAAAAAUUAGUAGAGGAGAUUAUUGUUCGUGAAUCCAUACGCUACGCUCAUCAAAAUGGAAGAUCUUUUACGUUGACUGAUGAAGAAGCCAAAGCUUUCUUCGGCAUGAACUUUGUGAUGGGGUAUCAUUGUUUACCUACAUUCAGGAGCUAUUUGUCUACAGAUCCUGACAUGGGAGUUCCUUACAUUGCUAAUGUGAUGCCUAUAAACCGCUUUGAAGAAAUACGUAGGAACUUGCAUUUUAGUGACAAUUCUAAUGAACCUAAUAGAACCGAUCCGUCUUAUGAUAGAGCAUUCAAAAUACGACCUGUUAUAGAUCAUUUCAACCAUGCUUUUCAAAGAGCUAUCGCUAACACCAAAACCCAGGCAAUAGACGAAAACAUGAUCAAGUUCAAGGGGCAUAACAUAAUGAGGCAAUACGUAAAAAAUAAACCAAUAAAAUGGGGGUUCAAGAUGUGGUGUAGGGCAUGUUCUUCCACUGGCUAUUUAUUUCAGUUUGAUUUGUAUACUGGGCAGAAAAGAGGUGGCACUGAAACGGGAUUGGGUGAAUCGGUUGUCUUGCAAUUGUCUGAAAGCUCACAGGGCAUAGGGUGUGAAAUAUACUUUGAUAAUUUUUUCAAUUAUCCUAAUCUUCAGUAUACACUGAUGAAUAAGAAUAUAAAAGCGUGUGGAACAGUGCGCUCAAACAGGAAAAAUGUACCGAAAAAUAUGCCAACAGAUAAAAAUAUGUAUCGUGGAGAUAUUUUUGCAGCCAGCAGCAAUGGAAUAUCUUUCAUAAAAUGGAUGGAUAACAAAGCCGUGUUUCUGCUAACAAAUUUUUUAUCAUCCAUACCUACGACGAUAGUCAAGAAGCGUGUUUCUGGUAGUGCUGAAAAGGUGAAUGUAAUUUGCCCUGAAGCUAUAAUAAAAUAUAAUAAACAUAUGGGAGGAGGUCGAUCUGAUGGACCAGAAAAAAGUAUACUCUGA
Messenger RNA from Parnassius apollo (apollo), 1338 nucleotides. The record is from the annotation of a GenBank genome assembly. NCBI's taxonomy places the organism in Eukaryota, Metazoa, Arthropoda, Insecta, Lepidoptera, Papilionidae.